AUGGGCAACGACCUCCAAGUCCUCCCACCAGGAGCCGGCUACGGCAUCGUAAUCGGCAUCGGAGGAAUCUUCGCCUUAUUCAUGCUCGGGCUGACCUGGCUACAAAACCGCUACACCCAAUUCUCAACACACAAAGCCGAGGAAUUCAACACGGCCUCUCGAUCCGUCAAACCGGGCCUCAUCAGCGCCGGCAUCGUAUCCUCAUGGACGUGGUCUGCAACACUCCUUACAAGUUCCACGUUCGGAUAUAGCUAUGGUGUCUGUGGACCCAUGUGGUAUGGCGCUAUGGGUACCCUGCAGAUCCUCAUGUUUGCUUUGAUCGCUAUUAAGAUCAAGGCCAAUGCGCCCGGUGCCCAUACCAUGCCGGAGAUUGUGUUGUCGCGUCAUGGUAAGAUUGCGCAUGUUACGUACCUGUACUAUGGCCUUGCGACAAACAUGCUCGUUGGGGCGUGUUUGGUGCUGGGUGGGGCGCAGGUCGUCGGUGCGUUGACGGGCAUGAAUGUGUAUGCGGCGGUGUUUUUGAUUCCUCUUGUGGUUGCGGCGUACGUUAUUGCCGGUGGGUUGCGGUCAACAUUCAUUGCUGAUUACACGCACACGGUCAUUCUGUUCAUUGCUAUUCUGGUGUUCGGGUUUUCGAUGGUUGCCACCAGUGAUAUUGUGGGUAGCCCGGCGAAGCUUUAUGACCUUCUGCAGGAUGCGUCGAAGACUAUGCCGAUCGAACGGAACACGGACGGGUCGUAUCUGGCUUUUCGAUCGGUUGGAGGCUUGAUCUUUGCAUUUGAUCUCUUUGUGGCUGGGUUCACGACCGUGUGGCUGGACCAGGCAUACUGGCAGCGAGCUAUUGCUUCGAAGCCCGAGAGCUCUGUCAAGGCAUAUAUUCUGGGUGGGAUUGCCUGGUAUGGAAUUCCCUUUGGCUUUGCGACAGUCAUGGGCCUGGGCUGUGCGGCUUUGACGAGCAAUCCAAACUUCCCUACUUUCCCGAGUCCUCUAUCCACUGAGCAGACCAAUGCGGGUCUCUCUGCUCCAGCAACCGCAAUCACGCUUCUCGGAAAGGGCGGCGCCGUAUUGAUGCUGAUCCUGCUCUUCAUGGCUGUGACCAGCUCCACAUCCGCCGAGUUAAUCGCUGUCUCGUCGCUUCUGACCUUCGAUGUGUACAAGACAUACUACCGACCUGACACCAGCUCGGAGACCUUGGUCAAGGUCAGUCACUGGGCGAUUGCGUUCUAUGCAAUUGUGUUGGCUGCGUUUUGCUGCAUUCUCAAUGCCGUUGGAAUCAACCUAACCUGGCUGCUGACCGUGCUGGGUGUCAUCGUCGGUGGUGCAUCGCUCCCAGUUGGAAUGAUCCUCCUGUGGAAGCCCAUGUCUACAGUCGCUGCAGUCAGUGCACCCUGGGUCGGCUUCCUCUCUGGCCUUGUUGUCUGGUUUGUGACAACGUGGAAACGCUCCGGGGCUAUCAAUGUAGCCACGACGGGCGACACGACCAAUGCCUUGGCAGGAAACUUGGCGUCCUUUGGCGUAGGUUUUAUCAUGGCGGUCUUUCUGACCUUCGUGUUCCCAAAGAAGCACGCAUCCCCAGAAAUGAAUGCCCUUACUGGCAUCCCGUCUGAGCAAGCUGCCAAGCAUGAAGGAGCCAGGGAAGAAGAGAACAACGAAGGGGCAGAAGCCAAGGAACCGGUGAGCACGUCACAUACACCCGACGAGCUCGCCCCUCCAGUCCCGGUCAGAAACGAACUAGUCGACUAUCUCGAAUUCAACAACACCGAACCCAUGGAUCCCGUCCUGGUCAAGAGGGGAGAGCGUAUCGCGUGGGCAGCUAACGGAAUCUUCAUUUUCGGAGCAGUGAUUUUGGUUCCAUUCACUCUGUUCGGCACAAGCUAUGUCUAUAGUAAAUCGUUCUUUACGGGCUGGGUGGUGGUCUCGUUUAUUUGGGUUUGGACUAGUGUGGUGAUCUGCGUUGUGUACCCCGUGGUUGAAAGUAUGGGAGCUCUGCGAAGCAUAGCGAAGGGGAUGUGGGCGGAUCUUCAGGCGGUGUUUGGGCAUCGGAAGCCGCGGCGGGUAGAUGAUCUGGGGGCCUGA
This is a messenger RNA of Penicillium cinerascens, 2076 nucleotides long. Its product is annotated as sodium:solute symporter family protein. Gene Ontology annotation, cellular component: plasma membrane. The transcript has 3 exons. The coding region runs from base 1 to 2076 and encodes 691 amino acids. Gene Ontology annotation, molecular function: urea transmembrane transporter activity. Gene Ontology annotation, biological process: urea transmembrane transport. NCBI's taxonomy places the organism in Eukaryota, Fungi, Ascomycota, Eurotiomycetes, Eurotiales, Aspergillaceae. The record is from RefSeq and is a predicted model, not a curated record.